Molecule: messenger RNA, 1457 nt
Organism: Cicer arietinum (chickpea)
Lineage: Eukaryota; Viridiplantae; Streptophyta; Magnoliopsida; Fabales; Fabaceae
Product: serine/threonine-protein kinase OXI1-like
Biological process (GO): protein phosphorylation
Molecular function (GO): protein serine/threonine kinase activity; ATP binding
Source: RefSeq, a predicted model, not a curated record
CCAACAACAGAGAACGUGAAAACGGUUUCGGAGUUCGGGUCGACCCGAGGUACGAGGUUACCUCCGCCAUGAGUUACAGCGGCGAAACAUGGGACUUCCGAAACCUUAAGGUAAUAUCGGCCGUGGGACGCGGUGCAAAAGGCGUUGUGUUCCUUGCGAGAACCUACGGAUCAUCGAAAGAGGAAUGGAUGGCUUUGAAAGUUAUAUCUAAAGAACUUCUUCAGAAGAAAAAUAAAAACCAAACAGGUCAAUGCAAAAGGGUCACGUUUGAACAACAAAUACUACGUCGUUUUGAUCAUCCUCUUUUGCCACGAUUAAAAGGUGUUUUUGAAACUGAGAAUCUUAUUGGAUUCGCCAUUGAUUAUUGUCAUGGUGGAAAUUUGCAUUCUCUUAGAAAGAAACAGCCUCAGAAGAUAUUCUCUGAAGAAAUUAUUAGGUUUUAUGCUGUGGAAUUGGUCUUAGCAUUGGAGUACCUACACAAUUUAGGAGUAGUUUAUAGAGAUUUGAAACCAGAGAACAUCAUGAUUCAACAAACGGGUCAUAUAAUGCUUGUAGAUUUCGACCUAUCCAAGAAACUUAACCCAAAAUCACUGAGUUGCAACUCGUCACCAGGUUCCAACUCGCCAAAUGUAACAACAGAUAAGAAGAGAUGGUUAGUGCGGUUUUAUCAUUCUUUUCAUUGCCAUUCUAGAUUACCAAGUUUCGACUCGGAGAAUCAACUCGAUCCAAACUCGGUGUGUAAAAGGAGCGAGUCAGACUCGGUUGAGAAGUCAAACUCGUUCGUGGGAACCGAGGAUUACGUGGCACCUGAGGUUAUUUUAGGAAAUGGACAUAACUUUAGCGUUGAUUGGUGGUCACUCGGUGUUGUUUUGUAUGAGUUAUUUUACGGAACGACGCCGUUUAGUAGUCCUAAUAGAAAGGAAACGUUCCACCGGAUUUUGACAAAUGAGCCUGAACAAAAUAGUGAAACAACGCCGUUGAAGGAUUUGAUCACGAAGUUACUUGAAAAAGAUCCUGACCGUAGGAUUCAGGUUGAUGAAAUAAAGGGUCAUGAUUUUUUCAAAGGUGUGGAGUGGAACACGGUGUUGCAAAUAGCACGUCCACCGUAUAUUCCGCAUAAUGAAGUUGAGGAUAAAAAUGGGUUUUCAAGAAAAGAUGUUGAGUCGUUUGUUCAUGGAAUAUUUUUUCCAAAGAAUAGUAAUAAUGGUGAAUUAGAGAAAAAUAAAGAGGAGGUGAGAAAAACUGAUGGAAAAGAGAAGGAAGGUAAUAGCAAUGACAAUGGUAAGAAGAAUGUGUGGGUUGAGAAGUUAAGUCAGAAUCAAACUAAGAAUGACAAUUUUUUGAUUUUUUGAUUUUUAGUUUCCAUUUUUUAAAUUCUUUUAUUUUUCUUCAUUGUAAAUGUCAUUUCUAUUUUAAUAUUUAUGAAGAAAAAAUACACUUUGUUUUCGUAUUGUUCA